Messenger RNA from Candidozyma haemuli, 1449 nucleotides. RefSeq lists its product as uncharacterized. Gene Ontology annotation, cellular component: cytoplasm. Lineage: Eukaryota; Fungi; Ascomycota; Pichiomycetes; Serinales; Metschnikowiaceae. The record is from RefSeq and is a predicted model, not a curated record. The coding region runs from base 1 to 1449 and encodes 482 amino acids. Gene Ontology annotation, biological process: protein transport. The transcript has a single exon.
AUGUCCAAAGCAAAUCUCGCCAUAUACAUCGAAAACCCCCAACUAUACACCACCGGCGACACCGUCAAGGGCAACGUGCAAUUGACAGUGGAAGACCAACUCAACCUUGAAUCCUUGGAAGUGUCACUUUUGGGCAUCGCCAAAUCCAGAAACCAUACCUACAACAAUGGCUCGUAUACUGCUGGGCUGGAGGUCCAUAGGCUUUUGCAAUUGACGGCGAAGGUGUUUCCUCCGCCAGAUAUCCAGAAUGUGUCGUCUUCCAAGAAGUUCACAUUGACCAAUGGAGAGUACAGUUAUCCGUUUGAGUUUACGUUUCCAGGGAUCGAACAUGUGGCGCAGUGUGUUCAGGAUAAGAAGACUUUCCAUUCGAAGUACUACUUGAACAGGGACAAACGAGAUGCGGUGACGCUUGUGGGCAGUUUCUAUCAGCAGGAGAACUCAGAGGACUACUGUUUUGUGCAAUAUAGUAUCGAUGCCAAGAUCAACAUGGCGCUGAUGUUUCGAUUUGACAUCAAGCACUCGGAGCCGGUCUACUUUGCGCCUCGCAACACUGACAUUGUGUUUAGUCUUCUACAUAUUUGUGAUAAGUCAAAGAAGCUUCUUGGAGAUGAAGACUACGCGUGCCAGAAGGUGAAGUACGGCAUUGGCGACGAGGCCAAAGAGGGUAAGAGCUUUUUCAGGAAGUUGUUAUCUUCGAACGCUGUGAAGGUGCCAUUUGAGCUUAAGGUGAGGUUUAAGAGUGUCUCGCCGGCCGAGACAGAGAAAGGAACCACCAGCAGAGUGCUAGAAGGCGGCAAACGACUCUCUACUCUCAUUGAUCUUGACCUAACUACCCCAUUCUCUCACCAGAAUCUCUUGGAUGCUCUUGGCGGGAACAAGGCAGAGAAGAAGGGCGUUUUGAAGUCGCCAGUGGUGAGAAUCACACAUGUCAAGGUGAAACUCAUUCUGUUGCUAAGGUUUCUCGGUGCCACCGAAACCCAUCUGAAAAUCAAGCACGAGCUUCUAAACCAGAACCUUGACGUGGAGGUGCCGCUUAGUGAUUUCGAGAGGGAGGAGUACAACGGAACAGACUUGUUCUUCAAGACAUCCUCCAAGUACCACGACAAAAUAGCCAGGAAUAUCUGCUACCGGUUGAGUCUAGAUCCUUCGUGGUGGGACUGCUACGUCAAUGACAUCGGCCAGUCGUUCUUGACAUGCAGCAUACGAAAGAACGUCGAGCUAUACAUUCGCUUAACCAUCGUUUCUCCAGACAACCCAGACAAGCCCAUACAGAUCAAGAGCACGUCUCCGAUAGUUUUCUACAGACAAGAAGGCUCCGAGGGCAACGUACCAUACUUGAACGGAGGAGAGCACGAGCAAUUACCAGAGUACAUGCCAGCGCCGCCUCAGUACGACAGCGAUGAUAAUCAGGAAACAAAAGGAAGCAGGUUCUUCAAGAAUGCAAAAUAA